Molecule: messenger RNA, 357 nt
Organism: Penicillium daleae
Lineage: Eukaryota; Fungi; Ascomycota; Eurotiomycetes; Eurotiales; Aspergillaceae
Exons: 2
Coding region: 1-357 (118 amino acids)
Source: RefSeq, a predicted model, not a curated record
AUGACUGUUGAGAGGAAAGGGGGUGAGCAGGCUGGAGAUGCUGGAGAUGAGUUGGUUGGUGUCGAGAGGAAAGAAGAGGAGAUGAUUUGUGGUGAGAAGCAAGAGAAAGUUAGGGACGAAAAAGUGACUGAUGAGAAGAAAGACGACGAGCAGGUUGGGGAUGAGAAAGUGGGUGUCAAGAGGAAAGAAGAGAAGCGAGUUGGGGAGGUGGAAGAAAUUCGUUUGCGUGGGAGGGAAGUCCAGAGGUUGAAGCUUCUCUCGCCUCGUCCUGGAGACUUGCCAUUUUGGGACAUCUGCGCGUGUCUGCGCACUCUUCUGGCAAACACUGUGCUUCAUGUGUCUAUGAUACACCCUUAG